AGAUCCACCCACUUUCUGUUGGGUUUUGUGGAGGCUUGGGCUUGUGUUGUUGGCCCGGCCCAUGUUAUGUAACCCUAGGGUUUUUUCCCUAUCCUAUAUAUAUUGAGCCUUGUACUUGUAAUUCUGGGAGACACGACAAGUGAAAUAGAAAUCCUCCUGUUGCAGCCGUGGAUUAGGGAAACCGAACCACGUUAAAUUCUUGUGUGUCGUCCGUAUUCCGUUUCUCUCGUUUCUCACAUAUUAUUUGUGUGUGUUGUGUGUUUAAUUCCCAACAAGUGGUAUCGGAGCCGGGUUGUUCAACAGGAACGCAAAUUGUGAGAAAUUGUUACCUAGGGUUCUUGUGUGAAGAACCGUGUGGAUCCAGAUCGGGUGUGUGUGGCCGUUCAAUUGAGGAGCGCCGCUGUGUAGGCUAUUUGCGUAGCCACUGCGAUCCAGAGGAGAAUCGCGAGCAACACAGAAGCGCCGCUGCUAGCCGCUCGCAAAGGACCGUCGCGUCAGAAUCGCGCAGAAGCAAAGGAGAGCCGCCGCCGCCGCGUUGAGGAACCGCCGCAGCCAUCGAUAGCAGAUCCAGAGCCGUCGCCGCUGCCGAAGGAAAAAGGUUUUUUUUUGGGUGGAGCGAAGAAAGAGAAAAUUGGGCCGUGUGUGUGUUUUUAUUGGUUUGGGCUGAUUUUUAAUUGAAGUGGUGGACCUGUUUUUCUGACGAAAUUACCAAGACCUGAAAUUAGUUGUACCGGGUAUCUCGUUUGGUCGUGUGAUAUGGCAGAAGACGGGAAGUUCCGAAUUGAGAAGUUCGACGGUACAUAUUUCAGUUGGUGGAAAAUGCAAAUUGAAGAUUUGCUGGUUCAGAAAGAUUUGGACGUGGUAUUGGGUGACAAGCCAGAAAAAUUGUCUGAUGUAGAUUGGGCAGUUUUGGAUCGGAAAGCAAUGUCCGUGAUCCGUCUCUCGUUGACCAAGAAUGUUGCGUUCAACAUUCUGAAGGAGAAGACAGUGAAGGGAAUUAUGGAAGCGCUGUCUAACAUGUACGAGAAGCCAUCUGCAGCGAACAAAGUUUUUCUGAUCAGAGAGCUGGUGAACACAAAGAUGAGAGAAUGCACUUCAGUUACCGAGCAUAUCAAUAAGUUGAAUUCGAUCUUAGCCAGACUUUUGUCAGUGGGCAUUAAGUUCGAUGAUGAAGUUCAAGCUUUACUGCUGCUAUCGUCUUUACCUGAUAGUUGGUCCGGAACGGUUACUGCAGUUACCGGUUCAGUGGGACCCGAUGGAUUCACCUUUGAUCAGAUUCGAGAUCUCGUUCUUGGCGAGGAUGUCAGAAGAAAGAGUUCGGGGGAGUCAUCUGGUGAAUUGCUUCAUGUUGGUAGAGGCAGAAGAAAUAGCAGAGGUAGUGGGAGCGGGAACAGACGAAGGAGUCAGUCGAAGACUCGGGAUAGCUCAGGUGUAACGUGCUGGAAGUGCAAGGAGGUGGGGCAUUUUAGGAAUCAAUGCCCGAAUGAUAAGAAAGUGAACAUUGCUCAAGGCUCUGCGAGUGACGAGGAGGUCACUCUGACUUGCUGUGAGGAAAGCAAUGUGGAUUCCUGGGUCAUGGAUUCUGGUGCUUCAUUUCAUGCUACCCACAGCGGUGAAGCAUUGCAGAAUCUGGUUAUUGGAGACUUUGGAAAGGUUCGACUUGCAGACGACAGUGCUCUUGAUUUGGACGAACAGGGACAUGAGGUGAAGUUCAGAAAUGGGCAGUGGAAGGUCGUGAAGGGAAAUCUUGUCAUGGCCCGUGGAAAGAAGAGAGGUUCGCUGUAUAUGGUCGAGUUACCAUCUGAGGGAGUGACCGUCCCAGUUCAGAAGAGAAACAAAGUCCGGUUCACAGAGUCUCGUGGGCAGAAUAAGGUAGUCUAUGCAAGAGAGAAACCUAGAGCCACAGGUCAGACUCAGGUUGGACGAGCGAGGAAUGAUUCAAGGUGGCCAGUCAGAGGUAUUUGUGGCAGUGGGAGCUCAAGAGGCGCUUCAGCCAAGUUGCCUAGAAGACAGUGGGUCACGAGAUUAUCCCGAGAUUAAAAAAAAGUGGAAAGUCGAGCUUAUAAUUUAAAAACUACGAUUCUUUUAUCCCGCAUCUCCAUAUUAUUUUGAUUAGCGAAAUAAAUACUCUCCCGCAUC
Cuscuta campestris is the source of this 2139-nucleotide messenger RNA. The record is from the annotation of a GenBank genome assembly. NCBI's taxonomy places the organism in Eukaryota, Viridiplantae, Streptophyta, Magnoliopsida, Solanales, Convolvulaceae.